Gorilla gorilla gorilla (western lowland gorilla) is the source of this 387-nucleotide messenger RNA. RefSeq names its product small integral membrane protein 2. NCBI's taxonomy places the organism in Eukaryota, Metazoa, Chordata, Mammalia, Primates, Hominidae. The record is from RefSeq and is a predicted model, not a curated record. The coding region runs from base 1 to 387 and encodes 128 amino acids. The transcript has a single exon.
AUGGAGGCUGGGGAGAGGAUUGAUGCCAGCCAGCUGCCUCACAGGGUGCUGGAAACACGUGGCCAUGCCAUUAGCAUCCUGUUCGGCUUCUGGACGAGUUUCAUCUGUGACACCUACAUAGUCCUCGCUUGGAUCAGCAAGAUAAAAGGCAGCCCUGAUGUUAGUGCCUCCUCUGAUGAGCCAUACGCCAGAAUCCAGCAGAGCAGAAGGCAAUGCCACGCAAAAGAGGACCAAAGUCAGGUGCCAGAAGCAGGUGACAUCUCCACUCUCAGUUCUUUGGAGGCAGCUAUUUUAAUAGAACCACUUUACUGCAGCUAUUUUGACAUGAGGAUAUUUUGGUAUGGCUCAAAGAUUCAGCCGAUAAAUGUUCAGCUUUUUAAAAAAUAA